AAGCUAGAUACAGAAACAAAUAAACCAUCAAGAGAGACAUAGUUAGUGGAAUAACCAUUUUGAUUGAUUUACACGGUUUCGUUGCGAAGUCGCCGAUACAAAAAAUCUCGUCUCAAUUUUACUAAAGCGAAUUCACAAAAAAUGGCAAUGAUACUCGCAUCUACACCAAAGACGAACCAUAGUGCACACCAAGAAGAGCCACUGAAGUUUCACUAUUCGACUUGCCUCCUCUAGCAGCUCACCAGUAAAUGUUGGAUGCGUCACGGUUGAAUCAAGAUUACACCAAGGGCAAAUAAGCCAACAAUAUAUAUUUCAAAGCAACUGACAGGGGAAGUAGUUUCUUGAGCAAAGGAAGGAAUUAAUUCGCUUAAAGCAGUAAACAUUACUAGACAUAAAAAGUUUAUGCUCCGUCUGUUUAUUCGAAACGCCCGUCAAUUUACAAACACCAGGCGUUUAGUUGGUAAUCAAGUUUUUUUUCCGGUUGCAUUUUUUUCCUCUAAGCAUCAAUUGAAAAAUCACAAAAUGUCGUUUCCAUUACAAAAAUCGGAGGAUGAAUGGCGUCUGCAGCUCUCGCCAGAACAGUUCCGUGUCCUUCGUCAAAAAGCAACAGAGCCACCCGGCAGCGGUAAAUAUGACAAGACGUUUCCCACUGAGGGCUUGUUUUGUUGUGCCGGAUGUGGAGAACCUCUCUACAUUGCAAACAGCAAGUUUAAUAGCAAGUGCGGAUGGCCUGCCUUUUUUGAAGCUUUACCAGGAAAGGUGAAACGCAUUGAAGACACCAGCUUUGGCAUGACUCGCACGGAGGCUGUGUGUGCCAAUUGUGGAGGCCAUCUUGGCCAUAUCUUCAAGGGAGAAGGCUAUCCAACGCCGACAAAUGAGCGCCAUUGCAUAAACUCUGUAUCUUUAAGGUUUCAUACUGAACACACAUUCCUUGAUGGUUUAGAAGACGCCGACAAACAGGAUUAACUGAGACAUCGGUUAAUCUACUUCAAAAGUGCCCAAACAAUUAAUUGGAACAUGUAUUAUUAUUCAUUGUCAGUGACCUCCCUAGGUUGUGCAAUUAUAAGCUGUCAAAGAACGGCAGAUACGCAGAGUCGAAACGGCGACAGCCGGUGUCGCUGUCGCCAGUACGAUUGAUGAGAUAAAAAAAUCGUAAAUAGUAUAUAAAAAGUCAUUUGCGAAUUGCCGAUGUGUCUUCAUUAAGAUGGGACAUGCCAAUGAUUUAAAUUUCGUAAACGUAUGACGUCUCGCCAG
Schizosaccharomyces japonicus yFS275 is the source of this 1254-nucleotide messenger RNA. RefSeq names its product methionine sulfoxide. Gene Ontology annotation, biological process: response to oxidative stress; protein repair. Bases 403 to 966 code for a protein of 187 amino acids. The record is from RefSeq and is a predicted model, not a curated record. The transcript has a single exon. Gene Ontology annotation, molecular function: zinc ion binding; oxidoreductase activity, acting on a sulfur group of donors, disulfide as acceptor; peptide-methionine (R)-S-oxide reductase activity. NCBI's taxonomy places the organism in Eukaryota, Fungi, Ascomycota, Schizosaccharomycetes, Schizosaccharomycetales, Schizosaccharomycetaceae.